CAUGUAUGCGAAGUUAUUUUAUGUGUGCUGCAGAAGAAAAACUUGAGGUUCGAAGUUGCUGCGGCGCCCUCUAUAGUUCAUGAUAGGUAAUAUAAUUAGUCGGGUUACCCAGCUGCAAUAUAUAUCAUGGUUAAUCGGGUAUGUUUCGUCUGGGUACACGCACCAUAACGGAAUCGGUCAGUUUUCCCGUUGCGAAGUUCCAGAUUCCAGGAUGGAGACUGCGGAUGAAACGUUGCGGCAGCAGUUCCAGGCGCUGCAGGAGCAACAGCAGCGGAAACUGACGAGACGGAAACAGAAACAGGAGGAGAAGAACAAGAAGGAAGCGGCCACCAAGGAGCAAGAGGGGAAGGGCGGGGCCAAGAAGAAGAAAGAGGGGGAGGAGUUGGGCGGCCUUGGGUUGAACGAUGACCUAGAUCUGAAGUUGAGUGAACCGGUCUCCAAUGAUACAGCGUACAAUGAGGAGUUGAACCAACGUCUCAAUGAACAAAUCAGGGAGCUGAAGGAUGAGACGGGGAGGUUGUACAAACUGCUGAGUGAGAGAGACUACGAGAUACGCAAACUCAAGAAGCAACGAGAGGAAGAUCGGCUUGCACUGGGUGGUGGAGGUGUUGCCAGUGACUCUGCGGCAACAAAGAUAGUGGAACUGUCCAAGAAGAAUCGCGAACUGACGGCGGAGCUCGAGAGCGAUAGGACGAAAGUCAAACAGCUCAUGCGUAAAGUCAGAGACACAGAAAAAGAGUUGGCAGCGGCUUUACAGCAGUCACAGAAUGGGGAGAGCCGAGGAAAGAGCAGCCACCAGAGAUCUGCCCUCACCAAGGAACAGUCCCAGGACCAGGCAGAGGCAAUGGCGGCCGAGGUGAAGACCCUGCAGGACUCGCUAGCCAAGAGCCAAGCCAAGCAGACGGACUUUCGCAAUCAGGUCAACAUUCUCAAACAGGAACUCAAAGUGGCCCACAAGGUUCUUGUAAGCGAGCUGGGAGACAACGUCAACAUUCAGAGCAUUAAGAACGACAGCAGCAGCUGGAGGGGCCGCGCCCAGCAAAUACUACUGCUGCAAAACAAGGUUUCUGAGCUGAAUCGGCAGUUGGAUCAGUUCAAGAGUCGUCCGGGCACUCAAAUGAGCCUAGAGGAACAGUUCAUGACCAUGGACGUCUCAGACGAUCGUUCCUCCCUGACGUCUGCCCUCCCGAGGAGCUCCAAAGGAGGGGGAGGCGGGGGGACGAUGGACGAACGGCAGAAGCUGCGUCUCCGGCAGCAGGAGAAGGGGAGAAGAGAAGAACAGGAGAAAGCCGUUUUAGAACUCAAGGCACUGGAGGAAGACCACGGCAAGCUGAAGGAGAAGUUUGAGGCGUCCAAGGCACGCAACAAGGUCCUGGCUAACGAAGUCAAGUCAGUCAAGCAGCAGCUCAACACGCUGCUAGACAAAGGAAAACACGACAAUGAACUGAUUGAAGCCCUGCUGAGCCAGCAGAGCCAACUGCAGAAGCACCUGGAGCAGAGCAGCAAGCAGCAUCAGGAAGCUCAGAAGAUGAAGGCCCAGGCCAGCCAAGAGAUGCAGCUGAGGAGCCAGCAAGACGCUAACACGGUGGAGCAAUUACGACUCAUCCUUAAGGAGAAGGAAGCCAAGGUUCGACAGCUGGAGGAGACAGUUCAGGAAAUGAGCACAUUGCAGCAGCAGAGGAUCCAGCUGAACGGUUACACAGACACACCCCCUGACAGACCCCAGAGCAGACCCCUGACCGUCAUAUCAGUGGACAGACCAGCCACGUCGGACAGGCACAGCGGCUUGUCGUUUGGUUCCCCAGCUCCUCCUCAAUCAAGGCAAGGCACAAGACCGCCAUCAGGCAGUAGAAGUGCCUCUAAACUGAGUAAUGGAGAUGGGUCAGGGAGGGUGUCAUCCAGGGGUGUGCGGCCAUCCAGCACAGGGAGCAUGACCUCAGCUUCAGGGGAAGGGUCAGAGGAAUGGAGGAGGCAGCUACAGCAAUACAAAUCACUGUGUCAGGUGGCCGAAGUGGAGAGAGAUAAACUCAUGGAGCUGGUGCAGAUACUGCAGAACAGGGCCGAUGACGCUAACAUCAAGACCACGGAGGCCCAGGCCAGCUUACAGGAGCUCAAGCAGCGCAACGUGUGGCUGGAGAAACAACUAGGCAAGGUCAAAGUGGAGAGUGGCAGCAACAGCGGCAAAGGGACCAAGAAGUCGUCAGCGUCUGCGACAAAGGCAGCGAGUUCAGGGAGUUACAUCACCGAUGGCGAUCUGGUGAAGGGGGAGUUGGCCCUUAGUCAGCAGACACUGGACGAGCUACAAACGAGGUUAGCCAUCAAGAUUGAUGAAAACGAUGCCUUGAAGUCGGCUGUCAAAAGCACCCUAAAGGUAAAAGAAGAAGACCUGAAGCUGUAUCACGAUAUGAUGAGACAAACCAAGGAGGUUUUCCUGCAGGGACUGCGGCAGUUUAGACAGAACGGAGGGAACAAUAGCUAGGAGGACUGGAACUAGGAGCUUAGCAGGAGAGUCAUGGAGGGGUAGCUUGACAUGAUGCGACAAAUCAUGGAGCUUUUCCUGCAGGGACUGCGGCAGUUUAGACAGAACGGAGGGAACAACAGCUAGGAGGACUGGAACUAGGAGCUGAGCAGGAGGGUCAUGGAGGGGUAGCUUGACAUGAUGCGACAAAGCAAGGAGAUUUCCUUCCAGGAACUGCGGCAGUUUAGACUGAACAGAGGGAACAACAGCUACGAAGUGUGGAUCUAUAGGAGCGUAGCAGAGUGGUCUUGGAUGGGUAGCUUGACAUGAUGCGAACAAACCAAGGAGAUUUCCAGCAGGGAAUGCAGCAGUUCAAGCAAAACAGAGCCAGGAUGACAAUAUUAUGAACUCUGAACUCUUGGAAUACCAAAUCGAUUUAGAGAAAAAUAAAGCCAACUUUAUAAUGUCCAAAACCAUCUCCAGCAGGUGUCAGUGUGAGUCGAUAUAUUAGGCGCGGGCGGGAUUACGUCAGCCGGUGAAAAUAUCUAUUCAUUUGCACACCAGUUUUCAUCGGUUGCUAUGUCACACCAAUCAGUACUCCAGACCCAUUGAGUUGCAAGAAAAUGGGUCAGGGAGCUAGAUAAGCCAAUACAUUCAUUCCUGAAUGUCCACGCCCACAUACAUAUGUGAUGCGAUCAAGCUAAAUGAGUCGUUUGUCGACCCCGGUCAAAGUUUGGUUUAUUACAGAGUUGAAAAGAGCACAAUCUCAGCAUUACUGCUGUGAAAACCGCAUGCUGAUACCAUCUUUAGUUUAAAAAUUAUGGAAGUCGGAACACCAAGAAAUGUGAUGAAGUGACGUGAUGAAGUGGCCCUAUUUUGGCCUGUAUCUCCAAAUGAAAAUUCCUGACAAACGACUCGUGUAGCUUGAUUGCAUCACAUAUGCUCACUGUGUGAAAAGAUUUAAGGGUUGUAGAUAGAGGAAGAUCUUGAAUCUGUAGAAUGACAAAAAUACAAACCAAAGACAUUUCUCCCCCCCCCCUUUUUUUUUUUUUUUUAAACUUUUUAUGGUAAUAGCGUCAGUUUUUGUGAUUUGUGUACUACAGUGACUAGGCAUAGCCAUAGACGACCAUACUCGGAUCAGACACACGCCUCAGAAAUCGUCUGGUGUGCGACUUGAAUCUAGAACCUCCUGAUCAGACAGUCCACCAAAUACGGUGCCUCAUCAAACGUGGGGCACUCAGAAGCUAUUAGACAGCAAAAAAUGUCACAAUACUAGCAACAUUAACAAGGCUGCUAACCCCAUAAACAGCCACUGGGAGUCACUCAGAGAAAAUGAGACACUUUUUAUUAGAUAUAAAAAAAAUAACAUUAUUUACACUUGCAUGAAAGAAAUAGUAAAGACUGAUAAAGCCAAUUGGGGCCAUUCCCUAUCAGCAAACAUCAGGAAUGUUGAUUCUUACUGCACUUUCCUUUGUCUUUGCACUUUUCAGUAAUUCAACAUCUAAUGGGGGUUCUGAUUGUUUUUGGUCAGUUGUUUGGAGACAGUUGUGUCUGGCUUGAGGAAAAUAGGCCACGGUGUCAAAAAAGUGAAGGCCUACUUAAGGCCCCCCCCCCC
Patiria miniata (bat star) is the source of this 4073-nucleotide messenger RNA. It is a transcript of the gene ccdc13, whose product is annotated as coiled-coil domain-containing protein 13-like. Lineage: Eukaryota; Metazoa; Echinodermata; Asteroidea; Valvatida; Asterinidae. Gene Ontology annotation, biological process: cytoplasmic microtubule organization; non-motile cilium assembly. Bases 80 to 2479 code for a protein of 799 amino acids. The record is from RefSeq and is a predicted model, not a curated record. Gene Ontology annotation, cellular component: centriolar satellite. The transcript has 16 exons.